AGGAGGGCAAACAAGCUGAACAACACUGGCUGCCUUCAUGCAGAAGUUGGCUGCCACGUAGUUGGCAUUCCUGCCAUGUAUUUAUUUUUGUAACUUCAGUUUAAGGAAAGCUUUUUGUACAGUUUGCUAGUUAGCUAUUUUCUAUCAAAAUGGUUCUUUUUUCUAUUUGUUUGAUAUUUCCCUCCCUGUUUGUGUUUGUUACCGGGGGGAAACUGCCUGAGCCAGACGUGAAAAUAGAAGUUUUACAUAAACCCUUCAUGUGUUAUCGUAAGUCAAAGUAUGGAGACAUGCUUCUUGUUCACCACGAAGGAUACUUGGAGAGUGACGGCACACCGUUUUUUUCCAGCCGGAAAGAUGGGGAUACCAAUCCAGUGUGGUUCACUCUUGGGAUUCGAGAGGUUCUCAAGGGUUGGGAUAAGGGCCUGAAGGACAUGUGUGCAGGAGAGCGCAGGAAACUGACUGUCCCUCCAUCACUGGGAUAUGGCAAGGAAGGAAAAGGCAAGAUCCCUCCAGGCAGUACCUUGAUUUUUGACAUUGAGCUUAUGGAGAUUCGAAAUGGUCCCAGGUCGCACGAUUCUUUCAGAGAGAUGGAUCUGAAUGAUGAUUGGAAGCUCUGCAGAGAAGAGGUGAAAGAGUACCUAAGGAAAGAAUUUGAAAAGCAUGGAUACUCCCCAAAUGACACAAAUCAUGAAGUGAUGGUGGAUGACAUCUUCAAAAAUGAGGAUGAAGAUAACGAUGGUUUUAUAUCUGCGAGGGAAUUCACUUACCAACACGAUGAGCUCUAAAGGACUGAUAACAUCUAACUUACGUCUAAAGCUGCCUGUUGUUCCUUUGUAAUUGAUAUCAAAAACUUGGGAUGACAAUUUCACCGUUACAAAAACCAGUGUUUGAUUCAUAAAUUUCCUCGAAAAAAACGUUGUUUGUUUUUUUACACUGCAGUUUAACAGUAUUGUUUUACGGUUGGUUAAACAUUUCCUGGGAAAUUAAAUCCAUAUUUAAUUUUUAUCUCCAUUUUGCACUGACAUCACCGCAUAUGCAUUAAGGUUACAGUAUUUGACUUAAUGAUGUAAGGGAUUAGGAUUUUAAAUAAACGUAUUUGAAUUAAACUGAGCUAUAUAUCA
Molecule: messenger RNA, 1121 nt
Organism: Eleginops maclovinus (Patagonian blennie)
Lineage: Eukaryota; Metazoa; Chordata; Actinopteri; Perciformes; Eleginopidae
Gene: fkbp14
Product: FKBP prolyl isomerase 14
Exons: 4
Coding region: 150-785 (211 amino acids)
Molecular function (GO): calcium ion binding; peptidyl-prolyl cis-trans isomerase activity
Source: RefSeq, a predicted model, not a curated record